AUGAUGCCCACGGGUCAAUAUUUUUGGGCUGAAGGUGAUCUGUGUAUCUAUAAAUCUCCACAGACUGAACAGUUUUAUCUCGGAUUUGUCAAGAAGGUUGAUCCAGUCACAAAACUCUGCACAAUACAGUCACCGUUGAUCAAGACUGAGUCGCAGGUGAAUUCUGAAGACUUAUCCACUCCCACGUUGAAGGAAAAGGCAAAAAUUAUCCAGUCUCCAUUGAACAAAUCUGCCGUUCUUUUGGCGGAUGGUAACUUUUUCUCACGAAAAUUGCAAAAAAUUAUCGGUCCUAAACGAGAUACAGUUCCCAAAGUAUCCAUGGAAACGGACACAUACAGAGUAAACGAACCCACUGGAUGGGCUCCUGGUGAUGUGUGUAUAUGCACGUGGUCUGAGGAUGGAAGUUAUUAUUACGCGUCCAUCACAGAAGCCGAUCCAAAACAGGACCGUUAUCUGAUCACUUAUUUCUACUACGAGAAUCAGGAGACCAAACGUGCUACUGAUUUGCACGAGCUCGGAACGGAUUUCGAAAUGCUCGUUGAAGAUGAUCAAAAUAAAGCGGCCAUGUUGAACCGGAAUGUACCGCGUUCGAUGAAACCAAAUGCCCACAGAGCGGAGGUGGAGCAGGCCGAGGAAAAAUUCGCCACGGUGCUUAAUUUCAAAAUGAAAAAACCUGUUACCGGUGAGAAGACUCGUCCGGUUGAAUUUGAACAUACUGCAGUAAGACAACAACCACCAUCAUCGACAACCAGAGCUAGUCCAGCUGAAUCUCCCGGAGACCGACUUGAACCAGAUCCAGUGACGAAUGCAACUUUGAACUCGGUCCCCAACUCCUUUGUGUCCGGUGAUCAUAGUUCACCUCUGCAAGCCGCCCAAUCGGCUAUCUCGAAUUUGGCUCGGUUGAGUAAUGUGGACCAAUUUCAUUCCAUGCCAAACUCCGCGUGGCAAGCCCUGUUGAUCAGUUGGUUCAUGUGUGGUUAUCAUACUGGAUACUAUGAAACGAUAGUUCAACUCAUCGGUCCCAUGUACCCAUCACGAUUAGGUGAUCGGACCCGUGGAGUGAUUCCGGACGACGCGGGUCAAUAA
Molecule: messenger RNA, 1086 nt
Organism: Echinostoma caproni
Lineage: Eukaryota; Metazoa; Platyhelminthes; Trematoda; Plagiorchiida; Echinostomatidae
Source: the annotation of a GenBank genome assembly